AUGGCUGACGAGGAGAGGGUUCCCGCUCCCUACUUUCAAGAUGACGAGGAGGGAGAGCCAUCAGACGAGGGCGAAGGCGUCGACCUCAUGAGGCGAGACGGCAACCUUGUCGGCUCGGGAGGCGAAGAUAGCAGCGACGAAGAUGAAGAAGAUGAUCCCGAAGAAGCCCGACGCGUUGCAGAGGGCUUCAUCGCAGAGGACGAUGAGGAGGAAGAGGAGGAUGACGAAGCGCGGAGAGAACGUCGUAGGCGCAAAAAGAAGAGAAAGCAAAACGUGGAGGACUUCGAAGUGGACGAGGAUGAUCUCGAGCUUCUCGCAGAGAACACCGGCCAGUCUAGGCGCAAAGAGGCCGGCCGUCUCAAGCGUUUCCGACGAGGCUCUGCUUCUCCACCAGCAGACGACGAAGCUGCCGCUCGCAAAAAGACACUCGACCAGAUCUUCGAAGAUGACGACGAUGACGAGGACGACAUUCGCUCAGGGCGUCGGGGCGUCAACUACGAUGACGACGACGAGGACCUUCCCUCCGUCGGCCAAGCCAUUCGAGCCGGUGUCGCUCGCAAGCAACGUGAGGCUGUCGGAGGGUACGAAGAUGACGGCCUGGACGACUUCAUCGAAGAGGACGAAGAUGACGAGGAGAUGCAGGGCCUCGACGAGGAUGAGCGUGAAGCUCGACGACAAGAGAGGCGUGAGGAAAAGCGCAGGGCACGCAUGUCCGGGUCCGGAGCCAACCCAGCCAAGGCCGGCAUCGACGCCGAGGCGUGGGACGAGGUGCACGAGAUCUUUGGCAAUGGCGAAGACUAUUUCUGGGCCCUUCAAGACGAGGAAGAGGAUGCGCUUGAGGAGGGCAGCAAGAGCAAGAUGGCGUACAAGGACAUCUUCGAACCCGCCCAGAUCGCAGAGCGCAUGUUGACCGAAGAGGACGAGCGCAUCAAGCGGAUCGAUAUUCCCGAACGUCUUCAGCUCGCAUGUCCUGGCGAAGAGGGCCUCAAGCUGCUCGAGCGGAAGCUCACGGACGCCGAGCUUUUCGAAGCCGCAAAGUGGGCCUCUACACGCAUCUCGACCAGAACCUCCGCCGAGUACCUCGACGAGGCCGGUCUCUUCCACGCUCAACGUUCCGAGUUCAUCAACGCCGUCCAGCUCAUGCUUUCGCACAUGCUCAAUGACCUUCUCGAGGUGCCCUUCCUCUUUCAGCACAGAUUCGACGAGCUCGAGCUUCUCAUCUUUGACGAAAUCGAGCAACGAAAUCGCCCCAUCGAUCUCCUCACGCGCAGGGAGCUCUACACGCUCAGUGGACUUGGCCUCAAGUUCAAGACCCUGCUCGUCCGCAAAGAUCAGCUUCGCGCGACCUUCAACAAGAUCCAUGUAGACGUCAAGCCCGAGAACGCGGAUGACAACGUCGCUGCCACCGACGCUUCGAGUCAGCAGAGGCGCACCUUCGAGGGCAUGCUUGCGCAAGCUUCCAGUCUGGAAGAGAUCUCCGACAUUACCGAGUAUCUCACCCUUCGCUACGGUCAGAAGAUGCGCGAUGCGCAGACUUUCGCGGCCAAAGACUCGGACGGAGCUGCCGAAGACAUGGAGGGUCUUACGCUGAACGGCGAAGCCGUUCUGAGCGCCACGCCUGGCUUCAAGAAACCCAGUCUCGUCGGUCAGUACGAGCGCAACAAGAACACGGUCCUCUCAGAGCUCGCCAAGAAAUUCGGCAUCACCUCCGACGAACUCGCAGCCAACAUCACCAGCCAUACUCGCCAGUACUCGCCUCGUGAUCCCGAAGAGUCGCCGUUCAAGUUUGCCGAGCAGUUCACGGGUUCCGCGUGGGGAGCUCAUUCGCCCGAGAUUGCUCUCGCAAAAGCCAAGAUGAUGCUCAGCCAGGAGAUUGGAAAAGAUCCUAUCCUCAAGAGGGAGAUCCGUCAACUCUUCAAGGACGCUGCCGAGAUCAACAUUGAGCCGACGGAACGCGGCAUGACCGUCAUCGACGACCAGCAUCCCUACGCCAAUUUCAAGUUCAUCGCCAACAAGCCCGCUCGCCUCGUUCCUCAGCAGCCCUCGCAGUACCUGCAGAUGCUGCAAGCCGAGGAUGAGCUGUUGAUCAAGCUCGACAUCAACGUCAAGGAGGUCGUUCUGACACGAUUCGAGAACCGCCUCUACAACAACUAUGCAAGCGAAGGGGUCAGCGACGUCAGCAAGGCUUGGAACGAUCAAAGGCGCGAGGUCAUCCGCGAUUCGCUCAAGACUCACCUCGUUCCCAACGGACGAAUCUGGCUCAAGGAAUGGCUCCGGGAAGAGGCUCGCGAGACGCUGUUGCGACACCUCGACGUUCUCAUCACCAAGCGUGUUCAGGAGGGACCCUUCAUGUCCAAGAGCAUGAUGGCGCGCAACCGCGAUCCCAAGAUCGAGGAAGAGGACCGCAUCCCGCGCGUCCUUGCCGUGUCGCAUGGCGGUGGUGACCCCAGAAAGGACGUGGUGCAUGCAGUCUAUCUCGACGAGCGAGGUCGAUUUCGAGAGCACGCCACCUUUGACGACCUUCGUCCGCUCACUCCGCGCCAGCUGCAGGAGCGAGAGAUGGAGAUGGAGCGCUCACGAGGCAAGGCCGUGUUUGACGAUCAUCGUGCCGACUUCAUCAAGCUUCUCAAGCAGCGCAAGCCGGACGUCGUGGUGGUGAGUGGCUGGAGUGUUCGCACAGCCGAGCUCAAGAAGCACGUCACGGAGCUUGCUGCGAUGGCGCACCAGGAAAUCUGCGACGAGGAGCGUCUCAACUCGGAUCUCGAACGCGAUCAGGCCCUCAUCGAUGUCGUCACUUGCCAUGAUGAUGUCGCCCGCAUUUACCAGCACAGCAACCGUGCCGCCGAAGAGUUCCCAGAGCUCAGCGAGUUGGGCCGCUACUGUCUCGCGCUGGCUCGCUACGCCCAAUCGCCAGUCAACGAGUUUGCGGCCCUCGGCAGCGAUCUGACGGCCGUCAUCCUUGAUCCCAACCAGCGCUUGCUGCCGCAGGAUCGCUUGCGUCUCCACUUUGAGCGCAACAUCGGUGCUGUCGUCAACGAGAAUGGUGUCGAGAUCAACCAGGCCACGACAAGCACCUACUUACAAACCAUGCUGCCGUUCGUGGCCGGUCUCGGUCCAAGGAAGGCUCAAGCCCUCGUCAACGCCAUCAGCACCAAGCUCGAAGGCACGCUCAUCAACCGCACGCUGCUCAUCUCGCGAAGCAUCCUCACGUUCCAGGUGUUCCAGAACUGCGCCUCGUUCCUGCGUAUCGAGCAGGACAUGCUCCUCGAGGCGGACGAGGACGAUGUGCCAGAUGUCCUCGACAGCACGCGUAUCCAUCCCGAGGACUACGACUUCCCUCGAAAAAUGGCUGCCGAUGCGCUCAACAAGCACGAGGAGGAUCUUGAAGGAGAGCACCCGAGUCUCCCGUGUAAGGAGCUGAUGGAAGAUCCUGACCCGGAGGACAAGCUUAACACGCUCGACCUCGACAACUACGCCAUGAUGCUGCUGGAGCGCAAGGGCGAGCGAAAGCGCGCGACGCUGCACUCGUGUCGAACCGAGCUGAUCAAGCCCUACGACGACCUGCGCGAAAGGCAGCGCGAGCCCUCGCCGCAGGAGAUCAUGACCAUGUUCACGGGCGAGACGCUCAAGACGCUCGACAAGGGUUUUGUUGUGUCAGUCGAGGUGAUGCGGGUGCAAGAGGGCAAUCGCAUGCAGGAGGGCCACAUCCGAUGUCGACUCGACUCUGGCAUCGAAGGCACCAUCGAGGCCGAGAACACCAGCGACAGUUAUGCGCCUGGCUCGGUGCGUCUGCGUGAUCUGGUGCGCCCGCAACAGACGCUGGACGCCCUUGUUCUCAAGAUCGACUACGACAACUGCUCCGUCGAUCUCAGCAUGAAGCCUUGGGACUUGCAGCCCCAGCAUCGCGCAUCCCACCAGGGCAAGACGCCGCUCGAUCCCAAGUUCUACGACAUGCGCAAAGCCGAGCAGUGGAACGAGCAAGCAGCAGCCAAGGCCAAGCUUCGAGUGCAGGCGCGUCGACAGAACCGCGUCAUCGACCACCCCAACUACCACAACUUCAACUACAAGUCGGCCGUCGCUUUCCUGCGCAGCCAGCCUCGUGGUUCGGUUGUGGUGCGUCCGAGCAGCAAGGGCGACGAUCACCUCGCAGUGACUUGGAAGGUGGACGACGACGUGUAUCAGAACAUCGACGUCCUUGAGCUCGACAAGGAGAGCGAGUAUUCGCUCGGACGUGUCUUGCGCAUCGAAGGCAUGGGCUCGUACUCCGAUCUCGACGAGCUCAUUGUCAACCACGUCAAGCCGAUGGUUCACAUGGUCGAGAUGAUGAUGAACCACGAAAAGUACAAGGGCGCCGACGAGGAAGACCUGCAGCGCUACCUGACCAACUGGUCGCUCGCCAACCCGUCGCGCUCCGUGUACGCAUUCGGUCUCAACAGGGACCGACCUGGCUACUUCAACCUUUCGUUCAAGGCGAAUCGAGAUGCCGCGAUCCAGACAUCGCCGGUCAAGGUACUUCCCAACGCGUUCAAGCUGGGCCCUGCCGAUCAGCUCGCCGACGUCGCUGCGCUGUGCAACGCCUUCAAGACGCAGUACACCACGCAGGCAUCGAUGGGACGCGGAGCAAAGACUCCUUACGGAGGCGGACGCACGCCUGCUCCUGGUAUCGGUGGUGCGACGCCGAUGGGUGGUCGUACACCGUAUGGCGCUAUGAGGACCGGAAUGGCCGGUGGUGCGACGCCUGGACUGGCUGCGGCAGGUGGCUACGGUACGCCUAUGAUGAACAUGGCUUCGGCGACGCCGAACCCUUACGGCGGUGGAGCCUACGGUCGCAACGGCCUGAGUGUGGGUGCAGGCGGAGGAUACGGCGCCCCACCUCCUCCUGGUCGCCCACCUUCGAUGCCCGGUGCGCCUCCCAUGAUGCCCCCUGGCAUGGCCAGCGGCGGCCCGCCUCCUAACUACCCUCCACCGUAUGGAGGUGCUGGCGGCGAGCCUGGCCCGCCUCCUUCGCGCCCACAAGUGCCGCACGGCAUGCACCCCGAUCGCUUCGCGCAGGCGGAGUACGGUGGCCGUAGCAGUCAGCAGCAGCCUUACAGCGGCAACAACGGCGGUGGUGGUGGAUACGGCGGAGGCUACGGAAGAUAUUGA
This is a messenger RNA of Kalmanozyma brasiliensis GHG001, 5145 nucleotides long. Its product is annotated as Transcription elongation factor SPT6, YqgF domain protein. The record is from RefSeq and is a predicted model, not a curated record. Lineage: Eukaryota; Fungi; Basidiomycota; Ustilaginomycetes; Ustilaginales. The coding region runs from base 1 to 5145 and encodes 1714 amino acids. Gene Ontology annotation, biological process: nucleosome organization; transcription elongation-coupled chromatin remodeling; positive regulation of transcription elongation by RNA polymerase II. Gene Ontology annotation, molecular function: DNA binding; histone binding; nucleosome binding. The transcript has a single exon. Gene Ontology annotation, cellular component: transcription elongation factor complex.